Molecule: messenger RNA, 507 nt
Organism: Symbiodinium sp. CCMP2456
Lineage: Eukaryota; Dinophyceae; Suessiales; Symbiodiniaceae
Source: the annotation of a GenBank genome assembly
AUGUCGACAGCUGCUGAGGAGGAGAUGGUCGUGGAAGUGCGAACACUUGCCGGGACGAAGGUGGGCACCACCCGGCUCCCCUUGAACGCCAACGUCCGCGCCCUGCGGGAUGAGAUUCAGCGAUGGCAGCGCCCCAAAGAGGGCGCCUACGAGGAUCCCGAAAUGAAGCUUCUAACCGGCCGGUCGAUCUUGGAUGACAGGCAACCGCUUCGCAGCUAUUGCACCUACUCCGGCGAGCCUCUAGUCGUCACGGCUGUGAAGGGCAAGGCCGUGGAUGUUGCAGUGCAGUGCGGCCAGGAGACACUUCUCAUGUCCGUCUCGACAUCGACCACCGUGGCCAUGAUCAAGGACCAGCUUUGUGAUGAUCUCGGCUGGGACGUAUCCCUGGCACGGCUUAGCCUUCUCUUGCCGCUGGAGGUGCUGCCCCUCGACGAUGAGGAUCUCCUCCUUUCCUCGGGCUUUGUUCCCGGGAGUUUCUUUCGGCUGACGAAAAGACCGCCUGAUUAA